GUUCCCAGUCCUGGCCGACUUCCUCGCACACAAGCAGGAAAAGACGUUUUCCAGAAGUUUCCUGCACAACAACUUAACCUUUCCCUCUUUGGUGAUUGGUUAUUCCACAUCUCUCCAUUCUGAGUUCCUUUCUGACUUCUAGAAACAAUGGCUCCCAAGAAGCAAAGGAUGGAAGAAAACCAGAAAGAUAUAAGAGGCUUUUUCACAAAGCCAGAUGAUGUUGCUGGUUGUUCCAGCAGCAGAGCCAGAAAAAGACCUGAAGUUUCAGAGAUGGAUCCAACAAAGGUGAAGAAACAAAGGAAGGAAGAUGCUGGAACUUCAGAGCUGGAUGACCAUAAGCAUAAGUUCAGAGUCAAAUUUGGUUCAGACAGUAGAGAAUGCAUGGUUUACUGUAAAAAACAAGGAACUGUUCUUCAGACAAUAAAAUCAGAGCGACCCAAAGAAUAUGACGAAUUCAUAAAGAAAUUAGGGAAAAAGGAAAUAUCAGAUGAAAAUAUGAUAAUUAGUUCGGGUGAAGGGAAUGAUUCCCACAUUGUUGCAACACAUUUUCCUUGUUUUUGUGUGAAGGAAGGAGAGUAUCUGACAAUAACCACAUCAGCCAGAGUGGUUGAGAAACAGACAGAAGAGGCCAGAGCUUUCCUAACAGGAAAGUGUUUUGUUUUCUUCAUCGACAAAGAAGGAGGAGAAAACACCAAAAGUAAAACACAUCUCAUUUUUAGAUGCAACAGAAUUCCUGUACAGUUUAGGUAUUUCUGUGUUUAUGGGGCAAAAGGGAUGACAGUGGAGGAAGCUUUAAGACGGGACGGUCGCUUUGUUGAUGGUCUCACACACUUCACAUUGUCUGAUAAUGAGAAUAAAUUCACUACAAAGUGUACAGAAAUAGUUGACAACCUAGAUGGGAGGAAAUUCCAGAUAUGUCUUCCAAAAACGGGGAAAACAAAAGCAACAAAUCCACCACAAGUAGUUCAAGAGCAAGACUCGACACAACAGACCAGCCAGGAGGAGGAAAAUGCUUCUGCAUCACCCAAAGCACAGAACAUUGAAGUUACAAAGGUUCUAGAGAAUGCAGCAAAGAAUGGUGUCAACUUAAAGAUGGCAAUAGAAAAAUCAGAGAAUCAAGUCGACCAGAAGGAGAUCAUUAAAAUUCUGCGGGACCAGUUUCCAAGACUGAGAGAAAUAAUGGAGAGUAGAUUCACUGAUCGUUCCUAUAAAACAACCCUGAAAAACCUGAAAGAGGAAAAGUUUGGAAAGGUCCAGCAGUCUUUCAGUGAAGCUCAUAGACUUGAGAAGUUGCUGAAAUUGGGCAAAUCUGUCUGUAAAGUCCUUGUUAAGAGAAAGGACUUUAUAGACGAUCAGGGUUCUGAUGUUUGUCAGGGAACAGGCUUUGUGCUGUUUGACCGGUUUGUCCUGACCAGCGCACACCUGUUUGACAAAUGUGUCCAAGGAAAGAACCUGCUGGAUCACAUAUACAUCUCUGCUCGAUUUCAAUAUGAUGAUCUUGACCCAGAGACAAAUUACUUUUACUUCUAUGCUGAAAAAACUUUUAUUGACAUUGACAAUGAGCUGGAUUUUGCUGUACUGGAGCUCAAAACUGAGGGUCAAAAUUUCCUCCAAAACAAACCAGACAAUGUAAAAGUACCAGCAGGGCUGCUGGACAGAUUUGGUCCACUUCCUGGAAAUGGAGAGGCCUGUCUUAUUGGACACCCUGCAGGAAGUGUGAAGAAAAUUGAUCCUACAUGCAUCAUUGAGCCAGAAAAGAGAGAAGAGGCUGUUAAUGAUCAUUUAGCUCCUCAUGAAACAACUUUGGUUACGAUUAUGUCAGUCAUUGAAACAAUUAAAUCUCAAGGCAUUGGGAGCAUAAUGGUUGGUGGAACUAAAGCUGAUAAAGUGGAGACUUACAACACUUUCAUGUAUCAUGGAGCUUCUGGCUCUCCAGUGUUUGGUGCUGAUUGCAGAGUUUUUGGGAUUCACACUGGAGGAUUUACUUACGGGUUUCAAAGGCAUGAAACGAGUGUUAUUGAGUACGCCCAUCCUCUGCUCACUAUAUUUGAAAAGUUUGUGAUUAAUCUGAUAGAAAGUGGAAAUGAUCAGAUGUUGGAGAAGGUUAAAGAGGCAGUGACCAAGAACAAAAACCUUAAAAAGAUCCUGGAUGAUCUUUUUCUCCAGGAUGAGCCGAUGGAGGAAGAUUAGGCCAACUAGAAAUGAUACAGUUCAGGUUAAACGUUUCUGACCAACAUAUUUAACUUUCUCAAGAUUCAGAAAUUUAUUAGCCAGACCUGCUAAAUUCCUGCAGUCACAGAAGACAGUGACUAGGCUGCCAGUCCGUUUCAGAAAAAACAACCAUUUACACAUCUUGGAUAGAUGUGGCUCCUAUCCAAACCUGCAUUAUCAGAAAGAAACCUGAAAAUAUGUGGACAGACCAUCCAGCUCCAUGUAGAAAGGUCCAGUAAAGAUUUGAGUCCAUGACCUGGACAAAGUUAUUAGGUAUAUUUUCUUACCUCCUGGUCCACUAACAGAGAUUCUUCACAAGAAACAACAAAUCAGUUAAAGAUUAUCUGCUCCUCCAUCCGUAACUCAGUCUCUGAGGUGCCUAUCUACGCCGGUCAUUGGGUGAGAGGCGGGUACACCUUGGACAGGUCUCUGUCCACAUUAGAGACCCCUGACCUCUUAUUUGUUGCCUUUUGCACAGCAGAUCGUUGGGUCUCUAACAGGUUCUUAAAUUGGUUUAAUUGGUCCUGAACAAAAAGAAAAUUAACUCACUAAACAGCAGAUAUGAAUUCAUGAUCUACAAACUUUCUGUUUUCCUCUUGUCAUGCUGCUGCUGCCCAAUAAUUUCCCAGUUUCAAUGUCAAUAAAGUACAUUAUCUUC
Molecule: messenger RNA, 2869 nt
Organism: Poecilia latipinna (sailfin molly)
Lineage: Eukaryota; Metazoa; Chordata; Actinopteri; Cyprinodontiformes; Poeciliidae
Product: protein FAM111A-like
Exons: 5
Coding region: 148-2190 (680 amino acids)
Biological process (GO): DNA replication
Cellular component (GO): chromatin; nucleus
Source: RefSeq, a predicted model, not a curated record